AACUCAAUCUCUCAGAGUACCGGCAGAGAAUAAGAAGUGCACAGAGUAGUACUUGCCCCUCCCCUAACCAUACGGACUCUGUGCAGACCUCGCCAAAGCAAGGUGACUUGCCGGUGUCUGAUCUGGUCCAGAAGAUGGAGGAGGCCAAGACUGAGGAGGAGAAGUCAGAUCUUGCACCUAAAAAUAAUGCUGUUGAUACAGUAGAGCCAGAGGAAGACACAGAGGAAGGAGAACUGAAGGGGGAUUCUGACCCAGAGGUUCCUAUGAACCAGCUGGCAGAGAAGGCAGCUGAAGUCUACUGUGCAGUAAACAGGACACCGGAAAAGACAAUGCUGCCUGUUCAGCCAACCUCCUGCAGCAGCAUGGGCUCAACAAGCUCUCGUGAUGGCAGAAGGAGAAACUCCAGGACUUGCUCAAUGAGAAGGUGGUCAUCCUCAAGCAGAAGCAGAAGCCGAAGUAAGAGUCCCUUGAACAGCAAAAAGAACCACCUGUCUCGCAAACACAGAUCCUCGCGCGGGAAGAGAAGAAGGCGUCACAGGAAUUCCCACUCGUCGGUAUCUCCACACAGCUCCUCCAGAAGAAGGUGGUCCAGAUCUCGGUCACGCUCCAGGUCCAGAUCUAGGUCGAGGUCGAGGUCGAGGUCGAGGUCGAGGUCUAGGUCAAGGUCGAGGUCGAGGUCGAGAUCCAGGUCAAAGGGGCGAUGCUCCUCCACAUGUAGUUCAUCCUCGUGCUCAAGCUCAAAAUCUAGGUCAAGGUCUCGCUCUACUAGGACACGAGAUAGGUGGGGAUAUUCGCGUAGAUACUCUAGAAGUCGUGACAGAAGACGCAGAUCUCACAGUCGCUCAAGAUCACGUUCUUCAUCGCGCUACAGCAGAGUCACACGUUCCCGCUCACCCGUCUGGGGGAACAGAAGAUCCCACUCACCCUCUCGACUUCCACCAAGAAUAAGGAGGCCGGAGGACGAAGAUCGAGUCAGACAAGUGGAAGAACGUCGUGUUAUAUACAUCGGUCGCAUCACGGAGGGGACCACCAAAGCAGAUCUGCGACGGCGAUUCCAAAAAUAUGGAACCAUUGUCGACAUUAGCGUUCAUUUUAGGGAACACGGGGACAACUAUGGGUUUGUAACAUUUAAGAAUAGGGAUGAAGCUUACCAAGCUGUUGAGAAUGGUAACGAGGAUCCCUCACUCCCACGCUACGACCUGUGCUUUGGGGGGAGGCGAGCCUUCUGCAAAGUUCAGUAUUCUGACUUAGAUGCCCAAAGCGAGUCAUACAUGGGGGGGCCUUUAGGAAGAGGUGCGUCACACGGGGACUUUGACACACUCUUGCGCGAAGCAUUGAAGAAGAAGAUACGAUGACCAUGGGGUUUUCUAGCAUUUACUUCUGUAGUAACUAUGUUUAGCUGACCAGUAGUGUUGGUUAGGAACAUGUGAUUAUAAUUUUUUUCUAAUAUUAUUCAUAGAUAUGUAAAUUAGUGUCAAAUUUUGCUAUGGAUUUUGCUUUUACUUUUUUUCUUCAUUAAAUACCUGAUACUCAUUUUGGUCUGCCAUUU
Molecule: messenger RNA, 1549 nt
Organism: Penaeus chinensis
Lineage: Eukaryota; Metazoa; Arthropoda; Malacostraca; Decapoda; Penaeidae
Exons: 5
Coding region: 135-1355 (406 amino acids)
Biological process (GO): positive regulation of transcription by RNA polymerase II
Cellular component (GO): nucleus
Molecular function (GO): transcription factor binding; RNA binding
Source: RefSeq, a predicted model, not a curated record